Elephantulus edwardii (Cape elephant shrew) is the source of this 2844-nucleotide messenger RNA. It is a transcript of the gene TMEFF2, whose product is annotated as transmembrane protein with EGF-like and two follistatin-like domains 2. Bases 393 to 1433 code for a protein of 346 amino acids. The transcript has 10 exons. The record is from RefSeq and is a predicted model, not a curated record. Gene Ontology annotation, molecular function: protein binding. NCBI's taxonomy places the organism in Eukaryota, Metazoa, Chordata, Mammalia, Macroscelidea, Macroscelididae.
AGAGCUCGAGCGGCGGCUGCGGGACUGCGGGGCGCGCUGACUCUUCCUCCACCCUCCUCAGCCUGCCGGCCUCAGCCCUCGAACCCCGGGGCUCCCCUGGCUCCCCCGCUUCUUCCCCGAGCCCUGGUCCUAUGGCAGCAGCCUCCCGCGCGUCUCCAGCGCUCAGCCUCCGCGGACCACCCUCUCACUCCCGGGACUGAGCUGGGUCACUGGAUGUUGCUGAAACUCCCGGGAUCAUGCGCCGACUUGGCUGCUGCUUCCCCGCCCGGUGCCUGUGCUGCCGCCGCCGCUGCUGCCACCGUCCGCGGGAUGCCCAGUAGCCCGCUGCCCGGCCCCCGCGACCCUGUGUUCCUCGGAAGCCGUUUGCUGCUGCAGAGUUGCGCGAACUAGUCAUGGUGCUGUGGGAGUCCCCGCGGCAGUGCAGCAGCUGGACACUUUGCGAGGGCUUUUGCUGGCUGCUGCUGCUGCCGGUGAUGCUUCUCCUCGUAGUCCGCCCGGUGAAGCUCGCAGCUUUCCCUACCUCCUUAAGUGAUUGCCAAACGCCUACCGGCUGGAACUGCUCUGGUUAUGAUGACAGAGAAAAUGAUCUCUUCCUGUGUGAUACCAACACCUGUAAAUUUGAUGGAGAGUGUUUAAGAAUUGGAGACACUGUGACUUGCGUCUGUCAAUUCAAGUGCAACAGUGACUACGUGCCUGUGUGUGGCUCUAAUGGGGAGAGCUACCAGAAUGAAUGUUACCUGCGGCAGGCUGCGUGCAAACAGCAGAGUGAGAUCCUUGUGGUAUCAGAAGGAUCAUGUGCCACAGAUGCAGGAUCAGGAUCUGGAGAUGGAGUCCAUGAAGGCUCAGGAGAAACAAGUCAAAAGGAGACAUCCACCUGUGAUAUUUGCCAGUUUGGUGCAGAAUGUGAUGAAGAUGCUGAAGAUGUCUGGUGUGUGUGCAACAUUGACUGCUCUCAAACCAACUUCAAUCCCCUCUGUGCUUCUGAUGGGAAAUCUUAUGAUAAUGCAUGUCAAAUCAAAGAAGCAUCAUGUCAAAAACAGGAGAAAAUUGAAGUCAUGUCUUUGGGUCGAUGUCAAGAUAACACAACGACAACUACUAAAUCUGAAGAUGGGCAUUAUGCAAGAACAGAUUAUGCAGAGAAUGCUAACAAAUUAGAAGAAAGUGCCAGAGAACACCACAUACCUUGUCCAGAACAUUACAACGGUUUCUGCAUGCACGGAAAGUGUGAACAUUCCAUCAAUAUGCAGGAGCCGUCUUGCAGGUGUGAUGCUGGUUAUACUGGACAACACUGUGAAAAAAAGGACUACAGUGUUCUGUAUGUCGUCCCUGGUCCUGUAAGAUUUCAGUAUGUCUUAAUUGCAGCUGUGAUUGGAACAAUUCAAAUUGCUGUCAUCUGCGUGGUGGUCCUCUGCAUCACAAGGAUUAAAGUGUAGGUAACAGCACUGGACUAAGAUUUGUAAACUUUCCAACCUUCUAGGAAAUGCCCCAGAAGCAACAGAAUUCACAGACAGAAGCAAAAUACAGGGCACUACAGUUCAGACAACACAACAAGAGCGUCCACGAGGUUAAUUUAAAGGGAGCAUGUUUCCACAGUGGCUGGACUACCGAGAGCUUGGACUACACAAUACAGUAUUAUAGACAAAAGGAUAAGACAAGAGAUCUACACAUGUUGCCUUGCAUUUGUGGUAAUCUACACCAAUGAAAACAUGUACUACAGCUAUAUUUGAUUAUGUAUGGAUAUAUUUGAAAUAGUAUACAUUGUCUUGAUGUUUUUUCUGUAAUGUAAAUAAACUAUUUAUAUCACACAAUAUAGUUUUUUCUUUCCCAUGUAUUUGUUAUAUAUAAUAAAUACUCAGUGAUGAGAAAAAAUUGGCAGUCUUAAAUUUGCUGUAUCUCAAUAACUCUAAAUACAGACACACUAGUACUGUCUAUUCAGGUGCCAGUAUUUCAUCAUUCUCCCCAUCCUGAGACAGAGCAUUAGUUUAUACAGGACUCGAUGGCUAGGUUUUGGGUGAUUCCAAGAUCAAGGGAAAUGAUAGUUAUUGGAAAAGAGAGAAAAUAAUUUACUUUAUAUCGACUGAGGAUAAAAUAUUUCAGAUCUUUGAAUCAUCUCUAUUUCAUCAAGUUUCUUCCCUAGUCUUCCAUUUUCAUCCCCAGAGCAGAAAAAUCUCUGGCAUAUAAAUUAAAUGAAAGGUGAAGGGGGGGGGAGUGUUUUAUAACUCAUAAAGGAGAGGGGAAAAGAUAUUGGUUUUUAUUUGGGAAGUAGUUUAGAAUCUUCCAGUAAAGCAUAUAUACCCGAAGGGUCCUUGAGCAAGAUAUUUCUCAGAGUGGCAAAAUUUAUUCCAUUUAUGUGAGUGAAAUUAACAACUAAGAGGAAAACUUAAUAAAGUUGUUAAAUUUGAAAGAUCAAGUUGUGAAUUCUUAGAAGAAUUUUGUCUAUGCUUGUAGUAUAUAGUUCUUUGGAAAGAAUCUAGAAUUAAAGCUAAAUGUCUCCUGAAUAGCGUUAUGGUUAUUGUGGCACUAUUCCUUGAAACAGAACAAUGUUAAUAUUUCAUAAAAACAGAAACCUGUGUUUAAUGUGUUGGUAUGAGGAAUAAGAAAAGAAAAUUUAAUCCCAUCGCAUCAGAAAAACCUAAGUGGGAAGUUGGCUUGUAUUUUUAUUGGUUCAGCUGAGGUAUACAAGUAGGUUUAAUCACUUUGUUUAGAAAAACUAAACUGUGAAGAUUCUCAAAGGUUAGAUAAGGUGAAUAUUAUAUUAAAUAAUUGCCUUAUUAUCAAUUACUUCUGCAUAGAUUUUCAUGGCUACUAUAGUAAGUCUAAAUAAAGUUGUUUGUCUCCUUCAAA